This is a messenger RNA of Tarenaya hassleriana, 696 nucleotides long. RefSeq lists its product as uncharacterized. The record is from RefSeq and is a predicted model, not a curated record. Bases 1 to 696 code for a protein of 231 amino acids. The transcript has 4 exons. Lineage: Eukaryota; Viridiplantae; Streptophyta; Magnoliopsida; Brassicales; Cleomaceae.
AUGUCCGAGUUUCCUUCUGAUCUGGAGGGAAAAGUUGCUUCGUCUCUACUCCUUCUCUCCACCGAGCCAGUGUUCUCUUCGCCUUCGAGAUUGGGACAUGAGAAAAACAUGGUCGUGGAGGGCAAGAGUCAUGGCCUCGACAGCUUGAGCUUGAGCUGUGCGUCUAUUGGAUCGAGAUCGUGUGGAUCGUCCCUGUCCAGCGAUGGUUCGUCUCAGAAGAGCAGUGAUCGCGAUUUCGAAAUAAACUCCAUAUUGGUGAUUAAGCCUGUGAAGAAACGCCGCUCAACUGUCAUUUGGACCGCCAUCAAUCUGAAGAAUCCGGUGUUAGGCCUCUGCAAGCAAUCCGAUGAUGAUUCCAAAGAGGAAUCAUGCUUGUCAAGUGGUUCGAGCGAGGUUUCAAGUGUAGAAAGCAGACUCAAAAUCAGAGAUUUGCCAACGAAUGAGAAGGCGAAUGAAGAGCCAAAGAAUAAAGAGAUUUGCAGGUCGAGCUCCAUACGCCGUAGAGCAGAUGCCAUCUUAGAGUUUCUUUCUGCUGGCUGUUCUUCUGAAGUUACCAUCCGCCAUGUGCUCGGCGAUAGCCCCGACACCAGCAAAGCUCUCAGAAUGUACUCUCUCUAUCUCUCUGUCCAAAGGCUUUCAGUGUGGGGUUUCCUCCUAAGUGCUACAAAUGCAGAAGCUUUGGUCGUGGUUUCAUAA